ACUACUGUAAAUACUGUCUCAUUAUUCAUUUUAUUGAAGGUGAUAUUAAAAUUAUUUGUUUACUGUUUUCAAUGCAAAACAAUUUGCAAAUUUUUGUAAACAUUGUAAUCCGAUACAUUUUGAUAAUUUCGUUGGUACUCCACACACUAUGUCGAAAAUGACAAAAAGGAAACAUGUGAUGAAGGAGGCCAUUUGGGAUGACUACGAACUGCCGAAAGAGAAUCAAAGCAUUGUGAAAGUUGUAAGGAGUAGAGGAAACAAUUUACAUGAGGUUGUCACAGCAACAAAUGAAGAAUACUUAGUAUCAAUGCCAACAAAAUUCAGAAAAAAUAUUUGGGUGAAAAGAGGCGAUUACAUUCUAGUUGAACCUAUAGCAGAAGGAGACAAAAUCAAAGCGGAAAUAGUGAAAAUAAUGACCAAGGACUCUAUAAAAUACUGUAAAGAAAAUAAUGUAUGGCCUAAUGUAUUUAUGAAUAGUGACAUUGAUAGUGAUGCAAAGGAGACGAACAGUGAUGUGUUUGAAAAUACAAAUAGGGUUCCUUUAAACGUAAUGGAAGACAGUGAAUCUAGUAGUAGUGGCAGUGAAAGUGGAAAUGAAAGUGAUACAGAACAAAGCGAUGAUGAUUUAAGAGGGAAUAAAAAAUGA
Molecule: messenger RNA, 646 nt
Organism: Hyposmocoma kahamanoa
Lineage: Eukaryota; Metazoa; Arthropoda; Insecta; Lepidoptera; Cosmopterigidae
Product: probable RNA-binding protein EIF1AD
Exons: 2
Coding region: 149-646 (165 amino acids)
Biological process (GO): translational initiation
Cellular component (GO): nucleus
Molecular function (GO): RNA binding; translation initiation factor activity
Source: RefSeq, a predicted model, not a curated record